UGCAACAAACUCAGAAUGGCUCUCAUGUAUCUGUUUCGUGAGAGUAGUGGCUCUUCUCCUGCCCAGGAUUUUGAGAAAUCUCUGAAUGCAAUACGGCUACAAGCAGCGGAGAUGAAACUGAAACUUAUUCAUGUUGUCGGGGAUAGUGAGCAGAAGAUUACACGUCUUCAGGAUACUCUGCAGCAAGCAACAUUGAAAGCGGAGCGCAUGCGUUCUCAGCUGGUUGACAUAGCAGAUGCCAUGGGGGAGUUUGUUGUGGAUGAUGAUGUCCUGGACUUGAAGUCAGUUCUGUCAGAGGCAACUGCGGCAAUAUCUCAGCCUAGCACGCUGGUGGACAAUUCCAUGUCUCUGAGGGAGGCCAUUUGUUGGGGCACAGCUGGGAUGGGGCAUGGCAAAGCGAGUCUGCCGAUGGAACCGCGGUCACAGAUGGGACAACUUCCACGUUCGAAGGAGGGGGAAGACCCCAGGACUGCUACAUGGAGCCGCGAGAAUGAGGCUGCACUUCCGCCGCCUCUGUUUCCUGCAGGCCUGGACGUCCCACUGAGCUCAGGUGGAACAACGGUGCUGAAGAACUUGUUCCGUGAUGGCCGGAGCACAUUCAGUUCAUUGCUGUCAAAGGAGGACUGGCAAGAGGCGGAGAUAGAGUCCCAGAAGCUGAUGGGUGUUGCAGACCGUGCUGCUUAUCAUGCUCUGCAGCAGGACACUAGAGAGGCUACAAACAAUACUCUAACUGGCCGUGUAGAUUUUGGCACAGGAUACCAUCCUGACAGACUCAAUCUGCAGAGGGUUAUGGCAGGAGGUCUGUGGGCAUACUCAAAACAGCUUCCCUCGUAUCAGAAAGGGGUUGGAUCUCCUCGCUGUGGGGCUAACCGAGGGCGAAAUGGAAGGAGAAGCCAACGUCGGCAAUGCAAAAAACCGAGCAAUGGUCCAGAUAGGUCAGAAGCCCCUCGGAAGCCAACGGGUCUCCUGAAGUUGGCAGAGACGAUCAGAAAUUUUCGGACUGAGAAGGAUGAUCUGGAAAUGAGGCUUAGGGUUGCUGAGGCCGCAAAUGCAAAGCUUGCUGAACAAACCAGUAUUGCAGACAAGAUGGGAAACAAAUUGGUGCUGGAAAAUAGGGCUUUGACAUUAUCCCUGGAGAAGAUUAACAGAGAAAAGGAGGCCCUACAGGUCAGAAUGGCCAUGACAGAGUCAAUCGUCCGAGAAGUGGCCAAGCUGGGAGACCAGGAUCUCACAAUGUUUGGGCUGUCAGAGGACCCACGGUCCAAUCAGAUGUUCCUAUUGCGUGGCUCUGGUCCUAAAGGGGUUCGAAGGGGUAAUGGUACCAAUGUUCAAGGAGGGGCACGAGUACCAACAACAGCUAAAGGGGCUCCAUUGCCAGUUCAAGGAGCAGGUCCCAAAGGUAUUGGUGGAGGAACAGGUGUUGAGGAAGUGAGCAACAGCCAAGGGGGUGUCACUGAUGAUCAGGCGGACGAGGAGCAUGCAUGGAGAGCAGAACUGGAAAGGCUGAGAGGUGUGAAAUUGUUGUUUCUGACCCUUGCGAGGAAUUUCAAAGUCAGUUUGAACAGCCUUGCGGAGGCCAUUGCGGAGAAGGAUAAGUUUAAGUCCAAGUUACAAGGCCUUGUUAAGGAUAUAAGUGGAGUCAGCCUCGAGGAUCUUGAUCAGUUGCAGACGAGCGAUGAUGGGGAAGAUGAUGCCGAAGAGGAGGCACAGCGGCCCAAUGAUAGUGCGGUGAUGGCAUCGAGUGAAGGGGCUGCUACAAAAAGAAAAAGGGGUCCUAAGAGAAAAACAGCACUAACAGUUGAGGAAAUUGCUUGGGUCAUCAAGGGCUUGCGGAAUGACAACAAGAAGCUUCAGGCAAAGGUUGAGAAGCUGCAGGUAAGACUGGAGUCUUCUGAAGUGCAGCGGCGAAGAGCACAAGCUGCUAUAAUGACUCUGGAGAAAGAGCUGAGUGACCCUCUGUGGUCAACUGAUGGACAAGGCAAGUCAGAAGAAGGGCCAUUUUCGAUUGCAGAUAGUAUGAGUCCAUCUCGUCUGGUUGAGCGCCAACUUAAAGAGCUGGGAAGAUCAACCAGUGUAAAGGAACCCGUGAUUGGUGAUGUGGCUCCGGUUGAUGAGCCAGACAGUGAACAGUAUGUGAGGUACAACGCAGAGCAGCUCCAGAGCCGGUUCACCUGGAUUCUCACGAGACUAAGGGAGCAACGCGUUUUUCAAAAAGAGAGAGUGGCUGAAUUAGAGGUUCUGCUGUCCAGGGUAUCGAAAGAUGCUGAGUCUGCCAAAUCCAAGCUGCUAGCUUCAGAGAGCUUGCUGCAGCUCUAUGAGGAUGAGGUUAUGACUCACGGUGAGAACAGGUCAAGUGAAGACACCAGGGUGCCAACGGAAGGUGGAACGAAGGCAGGAAGGAGUCCCAGUCAACGAUGGAAAGGCCGCAUUCGAACGUCCGUCCUUGCACGGUUGCAGUCAAAGGGGUUUUCAAAAGACUCAAAGGCCUCUAUGGUGUCGCGGUCCAAAAAACAAAGCAGUGAUGCUGAGACUGACAACAACGAUGAUGAGGAAGCCAUCACCGCGAAUGAUGAUAACGACGACGACGACGGCAAAGAAGAAGAAGAAGAAGAAGAAGACGAUGACGAUGACGACAUCAAAGAGGAAGAAGAAGAAGAAGAAGGAGAAGAAGAAGAAGAAGAAGAAGAAGAAGAAGAAGAAGAAGAAGAGGAGGAGGAGGAGGAGGAGGAGGAGGAGGAGGAGGAGGAGGAAGAAGAAGAAGAAGAAGAAGAAGAAGAAGAAGAAGAAGAAGAAGAAGAAGAAAAACAUGGCAUGGCGAAGACGAAGACGAAGACGAAGACGAAGACGAAGACAAAGACGAAGACGAAGACGAAGAAGACGAAGACGAAGAGGAAGAAGAAGAAGAAGAAGAAGAAGAAGACGAAGAAGAAGAAGAAGAAGAAGAAGAAGAAGAAGAAGAAGAAGAAAAACAUGGCACUACAAAAGACGAAGACAAAGACGAAGACGAAGACGAAGACGAAGACGAAGACGAAGAUGAAGAAGAAGAAGAAGAAGAAGCCGGUGGUGGUGGUGGUGUCGGACCUUGAAAAGAGGGAGCGGUUUGAACUGUUCACUGUGGAGACCCUUGAUCAGCUCCUGCGUGGCAUGACAGCCAUCUACAACGCUGAUGUGACCUCAUGGAGCGACCCCACUACGAUGAGACCUAGCCUUGAGAAUCACCUAAGUGUGAUCGAGCAGAACAGUACCAUUGUGGCAAGCAGUGUGAAAAAAGAUGGCGAUGAUCAGACUAGAGCCAAGGUCUUCUCUGAGGCAGAACCUCAAUCUGGACCUUUGGCUGAAGUGCUGCAUGAAUCCUCACUUUACGGGAAUGUCUCCAGUGAUGCUGUCAGUCCAAAGCCACCAGCAACAGGGAAACAAGGAGAAGUAUGGAGCAUGAAAGAUCCCCCGGACUGGAUGAUGGGUCAAUUGACUCUAAAAAUGUUAGGCAAAGCAUCCAACCGCCUCCACAAGCUAACGAUGAAAUGGAAGGACCUGGAAGACUCAAAAGCACAGCUGCAAUCAUCCCUCUCGGAGACAGAAAAAAGGCUCACUUCAGCUCUGCAAAAUGUUGAGCGAUCGGCGCAGGAAUGUGGACAUCUGCUGCAGUUGAUAUCUCAGGCCGAAGACAUUAUUAAGGGGGACCGAGUCAACUCUCCGGUACCUGUGAAACCAACUGGCUUUCGUAGACAUUCUAGGAUUAGCCCUCAUGGUUCGCAGACUGAGUUAAGGACUUUUAUGGCACAGUCAAAUGAACAUGGUACUGACCACAGUCGGCAGAAUGCUGAGAAGAGGGAUGGCAAUGUCUUGGGUGGCACGUCUUCAGGAACUCCCACUUCGUCUCAUGUCCAUCCCCCGACGCCAUCAUUUCUUGAACGAGUUAGGGGCCUGCAUAGUGCCUACGAGAAAGGAAAGGAAGAGAACAAAGAUCUGAGGAGAGACCAUGUAGAGCUGAAAAAACAGUUCUCUCUGGCAAACAAACAUCUGGCCGAGAUGCUGGCCUUUAUGGAUGAGAUGGAAGGCAGUUCAGGCGGCAGGGAAGAGGAUAAGACCAGUGAUGUGGCUGCAGACACAUCCCACAGUGGUGCGGUUGACACAGAGGGAGAAGCAGAUGGUGAGCAGAGUGCUGUCGAGGGAGGUGCCACAUGGAAGCGUGCAUCAAAAUCAGUAGAGAAGAUGAAGAAGCUGAAGGAAGAGUUGCAGGCAGUGAAACUGGAUGUGGCUGCUAGAGUGAGGGAGAGGGAUGGCUUUCGCGUGCAAGUGGAAUCCCUUCAGGAGGAGCGGAGAAACAUGCGCACAUCUGUGAACACAUUGCAGAAGCAACUAGAGACACAAACUGCAGCAAAUGAGAAGCUGAAGUCUGAGACGAACUUGUUAAUGUCCAAAAGCAAGGAGUUGACAGGAGAGAGGGAUGCUUUGCUACUUCAAAAGGAACAGCUGGAGAGUAGGACCCGAUCGGAGAUGGAGAGGAUAAAAGGUGAGAGGAUCUCCCUGGAGACUGAGCUCGGUUCUCUGCAGGGCAGACAGCGCUCUCUGAAGGCUGAACGGGACUCUCUGAUUGCUGAGCGGGAUUCACUGAAGGUCGAGAGGGAUGAUCUAAAGACGCAGAGAGAAACUCUCUUGUCCAAGGUGGCAUUGACAGCCCUUGGAGCAAUUGGAGCUGGAGAAGAAGGGUCUGGCAUACGGGCACAGUUGCCAGUUCACAGCAGUUUCCAGGAUGGUGAAGGCCCUGGAGGGCAUAAAAGGAUAAGUGGGGGUGCUGAAGGCACAGCACAUAUGGGUGCUGAUGGCGAGGCGAAGUUGCAGAGCCCAUCGGAAAUGGCAAAGGAGCAAAAGCAGGUCAUUGAGUUGGGCUCAGGUGAAGCAGGCAAAGGUGGGAAGGCACUCGUGUCGCUGCAGGUAGGUGAGGAUGCCUAUGAGCAGGUGUCAGGAAAGGUGGAUGGUGACACCAGCACAUCUGGGAGAAGCAGUAGGAGAGAGAGUCUUGUUGAGGUUGCAGGGUCUGUGGCAGCUCGUAUUCAACAAUUGCGAUUUGAAAAGCAACAAUUGGAAAAGGAGAGGGACGAUGCAAAGGCGAAACUUAAGGAAGCUAUGCAGGAGGUGGAGCUCUUGCACAAGCAGACUGAAGGUAUGCGGCUACCAAACACGAAAUCUGCAAGAAAUCCAAGAGAAGACAGAUCAGUAAGGGAGAUAGACAGAGCAAGUCACAGACCUAGAGAGGUCAUUGCUAUCCCUUCAGGCCAAGGAGACGGCUCUUCUACGUCACAGGUUUCUGGCUUGGCAGAUGUCCUAGGGAUGGGCAUCUCAAAGGAGACGAGCAUGGAAGAAGGUGGAGCAAAGGGGGAAAGUGAGGCUGCUGCGAAGCAGAGAAACCAGGAAAGUACAGAAGCCAAAGAAUUAGGAAAAAUUCAGGGCAAGGAUGUUGACAAAACAGAUGUAAAAGCAGCGAAGACUCGGGCAAAUGCUACAGACGAGUCCAAAGACAGUAAACCAGAGACUGAGCCAGUGGCACAUGCACGGGAAAGCCAGGAGAAGAAGCUACAGGUUUUGCUGGACUAUGUACGGCAUGUUAAGCAAAUACUCGUGACUGCUGAGACUUGGUGUGAAAGUCACAGUCUGGGAGAUGGGGCUGCAUCUGGUCCUAGGCAAAUGGAUGGGACAUUAUCAGAAGCGCCUCACAAGACGGGUGUGAGCCAAGGGCCAGACGCCCACCCUUCACCGAGGGCAGAUAGAUCUGCUGCUGCGGCUCAUAAGGAUGUGAACUCGUCGGGUGUUGAAGGAGGUGGGGGCAACAACCAGCCGCACCUACAGAAGACGACCAGCCGAAAGGUUAGUGCGAACAAAGGGGCGCAUGUUACUGGCCCAAAGGCUGAAGAGAGAGAUGAAGGUGAAACCCUGCUCAUAGAGGUCAAAAGGUUUGUGGAAAUUGUGAGGACUUGUGUUGAAAGGAAGGAGCAACAGCUCAAACAGGAACGAGAGAAAGCCGCCCAGUUGGAACAGGACAAAGUUAAUUUGGAUUCUGAGUCAGGAAAAAUUUAUCAGCGACUUGAAUUUUUCAAAACUGAAGUUCUGCGUGCCGGAGGUUUGGACUUGGACGAUCCAAUCGAGCAGGAGAGAUUGGAAGCAGCAAAGCUGAAGGUUAAGGCACACUUGGCCUCACUGAAACCCUUAAAAACUGGGAAGUCACCUGAACCAGGCAAGCCAGCAGCAGAGGCAGGGAGAACACCUGGCAAGCGAACACGUGCAGGGAGUGUGUAUCGGCAUAAUCUGGCAGCAGCAUCAAUCGUCAACCCGCUAAACCAGCUGGCACGUUACCAGGUGGCGUUGCUGUUGAAUGACCAGGUGUGCCAAGAAUUUGAUGUUGGCAGCUCCACAGGGGGUGUUUACCAAGCUGCGAUACACUACUUCACUGUGGAUGUGAAUACGGGUGAGGUUAGCUUCGAUACGAUGAUUCCUCCGGGUUCCCAGUCAUCGAACAUGAUAGUGGAUCUGGUGCUGGUGGGUGCAGCUCCCGCAUGUUCCCUCGUUGGAGGCUUGAGCACGGAUGUGGCUGCUACGGGGUUCCCCGUAAUACUGCAAUGAAAAUAAAAAAGGCCUGAAAGG
Messenger RNA from Chara braunii, 6639 nucleotides. The record is from the annotation of a GenBank genome assembly. NCBI's taxonomy places the organism in Eukaryota, Viridiplantae, Streptophyta, Charophyceae, Charales, Characeae.